Molecule: messenger RNA, 6083 nt
Organism: Tarenaya hassleriana
Lineage: Eukaryota; Viridiplantae; Streptophyta; Magnoliopsida; Brassicales; Cleomaceae
Product: nipped-B-like protein B
Exons: 28
Coding region: 180-5771 (1863 amino acids)
Biological process (GO): regulation of gene expression; establishment of protein localization to chromatin; establishment of mitotic sister chromatid cohesion
Cellular component (GO): Scc2-Scc4 cohesin loading complex
Molecular function (GO): chromatin binding
Source: RefSeq, a predicted model, not a curated record
CCCCGCCAUUUGCAUAUCCCUUGUAUUUUAUUGUUUCCUUUGUGUUCUUCCCUAAUCUCUACCUAGGGCUCAAUUCUCUCCCUGGUUAUUAUACGAGCCUCGAAUUUCUCCGAAUUUUACCGUUAAUUUUUAGAUUCUUUCGAAAUUUGAUAUUCGCGAACCCUAAUUUUGGUCCACCAAUGAGCGGUCCAAGCAGUUCGAGUUGGAGUCCGAGUUCGAGUUUGACUCACUAUGGCAUCGGCUUGUCCAAUACGGUGCAGUCGGAGGUCGCUUCUCACUUGCCGUUGCCAUCACUGCCCAUAUUCUGCGGCGCGGCAGAUCCGGAUGAGUUCCGGCUGUUAGAUGAGCUCGGCGAAGGUAGUGGCUACGGGUCCUUGAAUCGCUCCGAGAUUCUCUCGCAGUCCGGUCGAAUCGCCAAUCUGCUACGAGAAACUGACGUCUCGUACUUGAAUCUUAGACAUGAGGCUAAGGCGCUGGCUUGUAAUUCCGUGGAGCCUUGUGAAUUGUAUGACCGAGUUCUGCAGUGCAAUCGUGAUGCAUUUGAGUAUGUUACCCUCGGUCCAACCGGAGAUCCAGGGUUUAACAGCGAGGUGCCUCCAAAGAAGCCUGUUGAGCCAUGUGUUCGUGUCAAAGUUCGGUCACAGACAGAUCCCAUCGCUGCUCAAAGCUUUCGAUCUGAACCUUCGGCAAAUGAAUUACGAACAGAUUAUGUUGUAGAUCAGAGCUUCCCGCCUGAACGUUUGAAAAGUGAACUGCAGAGAGAUAAUUUCGUUCCUCAAAACUCUCGGCCUGAGCUAUUUCCUCCUAAAGAAUCUCCUGCUUCCAGGAAGCCAAAGGGCAGGAAGAAAAGUAAAGAUGAUCCGUCUUCAGUUCAACCGGAUCCCUCCGUGCUUCAAGAGAACAUCGUACAGAGCUUUUGUGAGAUGUUGGAGGUCUUCUGUGGAAAAGCUGAAUCCCCUGAUGAUGAUAGGGAUGAAACGGAGUGGUUAUUAGUGCCUGUGGAUGAUGUUCGUCUUCUUGUAAAUGAACUGACAUUGAUACGCUCAAAGAUGCUUCUGCAUAUGGUUCCUGUUGACACUCUGUCCAGAUUGUUGCGGGCUCUUGAUCAUCAGAUACAUAGAGCCGAAGGCUUGUCCAUUGAUAGUGAGCAUUCGGAUUCAGAGACUGUCUCGUUGGUUCUUGGUGCCCUUGAGUCAAUCCAUGCAUCGCUUGCAGUGAUGGCCAACAAUCACAUGCCGAAACAACUUUACAAAGAGGAGAUUAUUGAAAGAAUUCUGGAGUUUUCUAGGCAUCAGAUGAUGAUUAUUAUGUCAGCUUAUGAUCCUUCAUAUCGUGCUGCAAGUAAACCAGCCGAUAAUGUGGUAUUGGAAGGUGAUGAUGAUGAUGAUCUUGAUCCUGAUAUGGGUUCAGCCAACAAGAAGCGACGCCCAGUUAAAGGUGGCAAAGUGAAGAAGUCAGCAAUGAACAGGAUCUCUGGAGCAGUGAAUAUUAUACUGCAGAAACUCUGCACAAUUCUUGGCUUACUGAAGGAUUUGUUGUUGGUGGAGAGGUUGUCUGACAGUUGCAUUUUACAGCUGUUAAGGACGAGUUUUACAACAUUUUUGGUGGAAAAUAUCCAACUUCUGCAACUUAAGGCGAUUAGCUUGAUUGGUGGAAUAUAUUAUUCAUAUACUCAACAUCGAACUUAUUUGGUGGAGGAAAUAUGUCAAUUGCUCUGGAAAUUGCCUUCCUCGAAACGAGCACUUAGAACAUAUCUCCUUCCUGAUGAAGAGCAGAGGCAGAUUCAAAUGGUCACUGCAUUGCUUGUUCAGUUGGUUCAUAGCAGCACAAACCUUCCUGAAACCCUGAGACAAGCAUCCAGUGGAAAUCCCGUGCUGGAUAUUGCAGUGGAUGCUGGUUAUCUCACAAAAUGUCAUGAAGCUGCCACAGAGACAUGUUGCCUUUUCUGGACACGUAUACUCCAGCGACUCGCUAGUGUGAAGUCUCAUGAUGCUUCUGAGGUAAAAGUGGUAAUCGAGAAUCUUGUUACAGAUCUAUUGACGACACUUAAUCUUCCCGAGUAUCCAUCCGCAUCUCCAAUACUGGAGGUUCUGUGUGUCUUACUGCUACAGAAUGCAGGGUUGAAAUCAAAAGAUGUAUCUGCUCGUUCAAUGGCCAUUGACUUGCUAGGUACAAUUGCUGCGAGAUUGAAGCGUGAUGCUGUUCUCUGCAAUAAAGACAAAUUCUGGAUAUUGGAAGAAUCAAACAGUGAAAAUAGAGCUGACCACGUUCGCUCUAAAGACUGCUCUAUUUGUUCAGGCGAAAGGGAAGGGAACUUAUUGAUUUGCCAAAUUUGUAGAAGACUGUAUCAUGCUGAUUGUAUGGGGUUAAAGGACCUAGAAAUUCCAAGUCAAAAUUGGCAGUGUCCGUUUUGCAUAUGCAAGAGGCAACUUCUAGUAUUGCAAUCCUACUGCAAGUCAGAAACCACAAGUAACAGUAAAUUGGACACAAAUCAUCAAGGAGAACCUGAAGCUCUCGAUAUGAAUACGAAGACAGAAAUAGUGCAACAGAUGCUCUUAAAUUACCUUCAAGAUGCUGGAUCUGCCGAUGAUGUGCAUACUUUUAUUUGCUGGUUUUAUCUUUGCCUGUGGUAUAAAGAUGACCCAAAAUCUCAGCAGAAAUACAAGUUCUACAUUGCUAGAUUGAAAGCAAAGUCAAUAGUCCGUAACUCUGGAGUAACAAUGUCGUUGUUGACAAGAGAAGCUGUUAAGAAGAUUAGUUUAGCUCUCGGACAAAAUAGUUCUUUUUCCAGAGGAUUUGAUAAGAUACUUCACUUGCUCCUGGCGAGUUUGAGGGAGAACUCUCCUGUAAUUAGGGCUAAAGCUUUACGUGCGGUUAGUAUAAUUGUUGAAGCUGAUCCAGAGGUACUCUGUGAUAAGCGUGUUCAGGUCGCUGUUGAGGGAAGGUUUUGCGACUCAGCAAUAUCAGUGAGAGAGGCAGCAUUGGAACUUGUGGGUAGACAUAUUGCAUCACAUCCUGAUGUUGGUUUAAAGUACUUUGAGAAGGUUGCUGAGAGGAUGAAGGAUACUGGUGUGAGUGUUAGGAAAAGAGCUAUCAAGAUAAUACGUGACAUGUGUACUUCAAAUCCCAACUUCUCUGAAUUUACAAGUGCUUGUGCUGAGAUUUUAUCUCGUGUCAGUGAUGAUGAAUCUAGCAUCCAAGAUCUUGUGUGCAAGACGUUUUAUGAAUUUUGGUUUGAGGAACCUCCGGGGCACCAGACUCAGUUUGCUGGAGAUGGUAGCUCUAUUCCAUUGGAAGUGGCAAAGAAAACUGAGCAAAUGGUUGGGUUGUUGAAGAGGAUUCCGAGUUACCAACCUCUUGUAGUUGUCAUCAAACGUAACCUGGCUCUUGAUUUUUUCCCACAAUCAGCUAAGGCUGCUGGGAUCAACCCUGUUGCUCUUGCAUCAGUACGGAGGCGCUGUGAGUUGAUGUGCCAGUGCUUACUGGAGAAGAUAUUACAGGUCGAAGAAGUGAGCCGUGAGGAAGGAGAGGUUCAAGUAUUUCCUUAUGUACUUGUUUUGCAUUCUUUUUGCCUGGUGGAUCCUGGAUUGUGCACUCCGGCGUCAGACUCUGCUAAGUUUGUUAUCACCCUGCAGCCAUAUCUCAAGACUCAGGUUGAUAGCAGGAUAGGUGCACAAUUACUGGAGAGUAUUAUUUUUAUUGUCAAUUCUGUCCUACCCUUGAUACGCAAGUUACCUUCGAGUGUUAUAGAUGAAUUGGAGCAAGAUCUAAAACAUAUGAUCGUUCGACAUUCUUUUCUGAGUGUUGUUCAUGCUUGCAUUAGGUGUCUUUGUUCUGUGAGCAAAGUGGCGAGAAAAGGUGCAAGUGUAGUCGAGCAUCUUCUUCACUUGUUCUUCAAACGGCUGGAGAUCCAAGGGCCUAUAAAUCCACAGCUGGCUGGGCGGUCGCUUUUCUGUCUUGGCUUGCUUAUCAGGCAUGGGAACACGUUAAUGAAUCUUUCUGGUGGGAAGACCUUUGAUGCUGCCAACUGUCUCAAGCUGUUCAAAAUAUAUCUCCGUACGGAGGAUUUUGGUUUGAGAGUCAGAUCCAUGCAGGCGUUGGGUUACUUUCUUAUUGCUAGACCUGAGUAUAUGUUAGACGAAGACAUUGGAAAGAUAAUAGAGUCUUCAUUAUUGUCGGAGGCAAAUGUUCGUCUGAAGAUGCAAGGGUUGCAGAACAUGUACGAGUAUCUUCUCGACGCAGAAAAUCAAUUGGGAUCGGAUAAAGCCAAUGACAGCACAGUUAAACACACCGAGCAAGGUGGUCAGGCUGUUCCCGUGGCUGCCGGUGCAGGUGAUACGAACAUUUGUGGAGGCAUUGUGCAGUUGUAUUGGGAUAAAAUAUUGGGGAGAUGCUUGGACUUUGACGAUCAAGUUCGUCAGACUGCGCUCAAGAUUGUGGAAGUUGUUCUACGGCAGGGUCUUGUUCAUCCUAUUACCUGUGUUCCGUACCUGAUUGCCUUGGAGACAGAUCCUCUGGAAGCAAACCAGAAACUGGCACAUCAUUUACUGAUGAAUAUGAAUGAGAAGUAUCCUGCUUUCUUUGAAAGCCGUUUGGGCGACGGACUUCAGAUGUCAUUCAUCUUCAUGCGAUCCAUGAGCCAUGUCCCUCAGGGAGCUAACCAAAAUCCACAGCAUAAGGGUUGUUCCACAGACAUGAAUGGGAAGUCUGAUAAUAGUAAUUCUCUAACGCAAGCCAGACUUGGAGUGUCUCGGAUCUACAAGCUGAUUCGAGGAAACCGGGUUUCUCGAAACAAGUUUAUGUCUUCAAUUGUCCGCAAGUUUGACAAUCCAACCUGGAGUGACACAGUAGUACCCUUCUUGAUGUAUUGCACUGAAACCCUUGCCCUCCUUCCAUUCACAACGCCUGAUGAGCCUCUUUAUCUUAUAUAUUCCAUAAACCGAGUAGUACAAAUCAGGGGUGGUGCAAUCGAGGAGAAUUUGAAAGCUUUGCUGCGUAAAGAUUCAGCAAAGACACCAAAAGGGAAUGGGACCUUCCACCAAGAAUGUGGUCCAUUUCAGACCAUUCCCGUCCAUAUAAAUGUGAUGGAUUUGAAUGCAGGAAUCCAGGAAGAACAAGUGCAAUGGCAGCCUUCCUUUGGAUAUCCAACGUCAAUCGAUCUCAACGGAGCAGUCUACCAAGAUCCCACUGGUCAGUUCAGUUCAUGUCAGACAUCAAACGAGGAAAGCAAGGUGCAUGUGAUGAGUUCUGCAGAUCCUAGUGAAUUAUCCAACGAUGACCUGCAGAAAAUUCAGGUUGAUUGUCUGGCAGCUACAGCAGUGCAACUCCUUUUGAAGCUCAAGAGAUACCUGAAAGUCACGUAUAGUCUGGAUGAUGCCCGAUGCCAGGCGUUCUCUCCAACGGAACCCUUGAAGGCUGGAGAUGCUCUCUCCAGGCAGAACGUCUCCUUUGACAUCAGUGAAACCCGUACUGACCUUCCAUCAACGUAUCAAGACUUGGUUCACAGAUAUCAGGAGUUCAAGAACGCGAUGAGGGAAGACACGAUCGACUAUACGGUGUACUCUUCAAGCGUCAAAAGAAAACGGCCGACAACACGGCCAACGCCAAGGAAAGGGUCAAGAUCUAAUAGAAAAACGGUGACGUACAAUGAAGGAGAUGAUGAUGAUGACGACGACGAUGAGGACUAUGGAAGAGCGAACGGCUGGAGCGAGGGCGGGACGGCUAGGAGGCUCAGUUACAGCACCAGAACUAGAAGUAAGUAUCAGCAAUAGGGAGGGGAGGUAGGGAGGUUGGUCAGAUUUCAUUUUGUUAUUAAUAUUUUACUGUACAUAAUAAGAACGAAAAGUCCAUUGAAGUUAGGCUACUACCACUCUUAACAUUUUGUACAGUCUGAAACACACACCCCCCAAAAGAAAAUAGAAAAACACGGUUAGGAAACUUUAAAGCCUGAUGAUCAGGCAGGCAACUGGGGGAAAGGGACAUUUUUGGUCCUUUUAUUUUUUAAUCUUUCUUGGGGGGGUACUGUCUCACGCUUGUUAGGAUGGCAUCAGUUUCUAUCUAUGGUUUGAUUCCAUUGUUUUGUU